GACUAAUGUUUAGGGACCAAUUGUCAUGCAAUAGACGCCGCCCUGGGCCAGGAUGCCACUGGGCCGCUGUACCUCCGGAUUCCCACGUAGGACGCUUCUCUGGACCAGAGCAUCCGAAGCCGGGAACUGGCAGGACUCAGAAACUCGUGAAUGAGCAGCUAGACUUUGGGCUCCUUGAGGAUUUUCCAUUUCCUACUUCUGAGUGUCCUCUCACCAUACUCAACAUAAAAUAACAUUCUUAAUGAUUAUCCUCUGCAGGACAGCAUCAAUGCUGGGAACUUCGCUGGAGCCUCAGGACAGAGUUCUUGGUGUCUCUGCCACUUGAAGACAGGCCUCUGAAAUGGUGUGAGAGAAUUGCUCUUCUAUUGCAAUCAUGGUGCAAAAAUACCAGUCGCCAGUCAGGGUGUAUAAACACCCCUUCGAGUUGAUUAUGGCUGCCUAUGAGAGGAGAUUUCCGACGUGUCCUCUGAUUCCGAUGUUUGUGGACAGCGACACCGUGAAUGAAUUCAGGAGUGAAGACGGGGCGAUCCACGUUAUAGAAAGGCGCUGCAAACUGGAUAUAGACGCACCUCGACUGCUGAAAAAGAUUGCAGGAGUCGAUUAUGUUUAUUUUGUCCAGAAAAACUCACUGAAUUCUCGGGAGCGUACUCUGCACAUCGAGGCCCACAACGAAACGUUCUCUAACCGGGUCAUCAUCAAUGAGCACUGCUGCUACACCGUUCACCCUGAAAAUGAAGAUUGGACCUGUUUUGAACAGUCUGCAAGUUUAGAUAUCAAAUCUUUCUUUGGUUUUGAAAGUACAGUGGAAAAAAUUGCAAUGAAACAAUACACCAGCAACAUUAAAAAAGGAAAAGAAAUAAUCGAAUACUACCUUCGCCAGUUAGAAGAAGAAGGCAUAACAUUCGUGCCUCGCUGGACUCCGCCCUCCAUCACGCCCUCCUCAGAGACCUCCGUGUCGUGCGGGAAGCAGGCGGCGGCCUUGGCUGUCGCGGUCCCAGAGGCUGCGCUGAAGGAGGGGCCGAGCAGCGAGGCCCUCGGCAACACGAGCGGGGCCCCCGAGCCCGUGGCGACCACCCCCGACGACAAACUGGACGCAGACUACAUUAAGCGGUACCUGGGUGACUUGACUCCGCUACAGGAGAGCUGCCUGAUCCGGCUUCGCCAGUGGCUCCAGGAGACCCACAAGGGCAAGAUCCCAAAAGAUGAGCAUAUUCUUCGGUUCUUGCGUGCCCGGGACUUCAACAUUGACAAAGCCAGAGAGACCAUGUGCCAGUCUUUGACGUGGCGAAAGCAGCACCAGGUGGACUACAUCCUCGAUACCUGGACCCCUCCCCAGGUCCUUCAGGACUACUACGCGGGGGGCUGGCACCAUCACGACAAAGAUGGGCGGCCGCUCUACGUGCUCCGGCUGGGGCAGAUGGACACCAAAGGCCUGGUGAGGGCCCUCGGGGAGGAGGCCCUGCUCAGAUACGUUCUGUCCAUCAACGAAGAGGGGCUCAGACGGUGUGAAGAGAACACGAAGGUCUUUGGCCGGCCUAUCAGCUCGUGGACCUGCCUGGUGGACCUGGAGGGGCUGAACAUGCGCCACCUGUGGAGGCCUGGCGUCAAGGCGCUGCUGCGGAUCAUCGAGGUGGUGGAGGCCAACUACCCCGAGACGCUGGGCCGCCUGCUGAUCCUGCGCGCGCCCAGGGUCUUCCCUGUCCUCUGGACGCUGGUCAGCCCGUUCAUCGAUGACAACACCAGAAGGAAGUUCCUGAUUUAUGCGGGGAACGACUACCAGGGCCCCGGGGGCCUGCUGGACUACAUCGAUAAAGAGGUCAUCCCAGACUUCCUGGGCGGAGAGUGCAUGUGCGAAGUGCCGGAGGGAGGGCUGGUCCCCAAAUCGCUGUACAGGACCGCGGAGGAGCUGGAAAACGAAGACCUCAAGCUGUGGACGGAAACCAUCUACCAGUCUGCCAGCGUCUUCAAAGGCGCCCCGCACGAGAUUCUCAUUCAGAUUGUGGACGCCUCUUCGGUCAUCACUUGGGACUUUGAUGUGUGCAAAGGAGACAUCGUCUUUAACAUCUAUCACUCUAAGAGAUCGCCUCAGCCACCCAAAAAGGACUCCCUGGGGGCACACAGCAUCACUUCCCCGGGGGGCAACAACGUGCAGCUCAUCGACAGAGUGUGGCAGCUGGGCCGGGACUACAGCAUGGUGGAGUCGCCCCUGAUUUGCAGAGAAGGGGAGAGCGUGCAGGGCUCACACGUGACACGGUGGCCGGGCUUCUACAUCCUGCAGUGGAAGUUCCACAGCAUGCCGGCGUGUGCGGCCACCCUGCCUCGAGUGGACGACGUGCUGGCCUCCCUGCAGGUCCCCUCCCAUAAGUGCAAAGUGAUGUACUACACCGAGGUGAUCGGGUCGGAGGAUUUCAGAGGUUCUAUGACCAGCCUGGAGUCCAGCCACAGCGGGUUCUCCCAGCUGAGCGCCGCCACCACCUCCUCCAGCCAGUCUCACUCCAGCUCCAUGAUUUCCAGAUGGCGAUUUUGCUGACAGCUGCCAAGAAAGCGCUCCACUCAACAGGCCACACCAACCCAGGGAUGUUUGUAGAACUAUUUGAGUUGCAGCCAUUCCCCCCCCCCAGUCCGAAGAUCUGUUUCUUUUAAGUUGAUUCAGAAGUGGCACUGUUUUAUCCCCAGAGGUGGAAGCGUCUUUAGCGUUCAGAGCACACAACGGCACAGACGCCACAGGCUCACGCGCGGGGGCGCGUGCGUGACGGUGCAGCUCGCGCCGCGGCCUCUGCGUGCCCCGCGCUUCCUCAGACCCCGCUGUCACCUCUCCUGCCUUCAGCACUAACCAUUCUUUUGGUUUCCUUCUCUUUGUGUCUUAAUUCACUUUCCUCCCUAAAUGCAUUAUUUACAUAUCGAAUUCUGUAAAUGUUUUGUAAACAUAUUACCUCACUCUUGGUAAUACAAUACUGAUAGUCUUUAAAAGAUUUUUUUAUUGUUACCAAUAAUAAAUGUGAACCGUUUUAAAGAAAA
This is a messenger RNA of Pteropus alecto (black flying fox), 3018 nucleotides long. RefSeq names its product SEC14 like lipid binding 1 (gene SEC14L1). Bases 374 to 2530 code for a protein of 718 amino acids. Gene Ontology annotation, cellular component: cytosol; cytoplasm. Lineage: Eukaryota; Metazoa; Chordata; Mammalia; Chiroptera; Pteropodidae. The transcript has 19 exons. Gene Ontology annotation, molecular function: RIG-I binding. Gene Ontology annotation, biological process: negative regulation of RIG-I signaling pathway. The record is from RefSeq and is a predicted model, not a curated record.